This is a messenger RNA of Closterium sp. Yama58-4, 933 nucleotides long. NCBI's taxonomy places the organism in Eukaryota, Viridiplantae, Streptophyta, Zygnematophyceae, Desmidiales, Closteriaceae. The record is from the annotation of a GenBank genome assembly.
AUGGCUGCGGCCCCCAUAGCUUCGUCGUUUUCCCAAAACUUAACCGUGCCGCCAGCCAUUUCGUCCACCUUUUGCGCCAACUCCCCUAGAAUCACAUCCGUUAGAAUCACAUCUAAGAGAAUUACCCGCCGACGCUCGCAGCGCGUCCAGAGCUCACUAAACGGCGAUAGGAACGUUUCAAUAGCAACGUCCGAAGCAGCCGAGCGACGCAAGGCGAAAUUGAGGGAGCUUAUAGCGGAGCAGAUGGCGCAAGUGGAGGAGGAGGAGAAACCGUACAGAUUCGUGGACGGAAAGAAGUACUACCUAGAUGAGCUUGAUAUCCCGGGAUUCCUGGACGGCUCCCGGUAUUUACGGCCGUCCGAUCCGGAAACUUACAAUCCGGCAGUAUUCCUGUGGAAGAAGAUUGGCGACAUUCCCGAGGAGAGGCGCCACAGACUGCUGGACCUUCUCAAACCUCAUCACUUUACCCUCAUGUGGGACGCGGCCGGCAAUCGCUUUCAGCUGGAGCAGGAAGAUGGGGAGGAAGGUGCGGACCCGGUGACGUCAGCAGGGGGGAUGCUGCCAGACGUUGCCACGUCAGCACCGCUGCAGCCAGAGAUAUGGGAUGGGAGGGUGAUUGGAGUCCCAGCUCCCCUCUCAUGGCUUUCGCGGUUUCAAAAGACGUUCUUUGUUGGGACUGAUGGGCUGCGCUAUGGUCGAGUCAUCUCAGGUGGCCCCCUCUUUACUGGCCUCUCCAAUAUAAUCACACCCUUGUAUUUCCGCAUCCGGGCGGCAUCUCACGUCCUGGCAACAGACGAGCCAUGCGACCUCUCCUUUGACUACGAAUCCGGGCAGCUUCACCUAAAAGAUUCUGGGCUGCCCGAAGGUUUCCCUGACCCUCGUGAGUUGAACUCUUUGAGACCUUGUAGGAGGCAGUGGGGCCGGGGGGGAUAG